CCGCUCUCUGCGCCCUCUUUUCAUCCACGUUGUCUUGGCGUGCUGCCGCUCGUUUCUGGCUCACCGCUGUUCAAGUACUUUCUCGUUGAAAUACUUCGAUUAAGUCGGCCAGAAAAGCACCCCAUUUAUCAACAAUGUCUGUGUACAAGGACGCCGGAAAACCCGUCGAGGACUCUCAGUCUUGGCCGGUCCAUCGCAUCAGGAUCACCCUGACCAGCCGAAAUGUCGCCAGCUUGGAGAAAGUGUGUGCCGACCUGAUCAAGGGGGCCAAGGAGAAGGAGCUAAGGGUGAAGGGCCCUGUGCGCAUGCCCACCAAAACGCUGCGCAUCACCACCCGCAAGACGCCCUGUGGUGAGGGAUCCAAGACCUGGGAUCGCUACCAGAUGCGCAUCUACAAGCGCGUCAUCGACCUCCACUCCCCCUCCGAGAUCGUCAAGCAGAUCACGUCCAUCAGCAUUGAGCCUGGCGUCGAGGUGGAGGUGACCAUCGCAGACUCCUAGGUGGACGCCGUUGUUUGUCACAUUGACAAGCAAUAAAGAGACUGACCUCGACAGCAUUGUUGAUGA
This is a messenger RNA of Ixodes scapularis (black-legged tick), 566 nucleotides long. It is a transcript of the gene RpS20, whose product is annotated as 40S ribosomal protein S20. Gene Ontology annotation, molecular function: structural constituent of ribosome. The transcript is spliced from 4 exons. The record is from RefSeq and is a predicted model, not a curated record. Lineage: Eukaryota; Metazoa; Arthropoda; Arachnida; Ixodida; Ixodidae. Gene Ontology annotation, biological process: translation. Bases 135 to 500 code for a protein of 121 amino acids. Gene Ontology annotation, cellular component: ribosome; cytosolic small ribosomal subunit.